Messenger RNA from Poecilia latipinna (sailfin molly), 3456 nucleotides. RefSeq names its product coronin 2Aa (gene coro2aa). The transcript is spliced from 12 exons. Gene Ontology annotation, molecular function: actin filament binding. Lineage: Eukaryota; Metazoa; Chordata; Actinopteri; Cyprinodontiformes; Poeciliidae. The record is from RefSeq and is a predicted model, not a curated record. The coding region runs from base 494 to 2059 and encodes 521 amino acids.
AUAAUGGAGUCAAAAUAAUUCACCACUUUCCCUGAUAAUUACCUUUUUUUUAUCAGUUUAUUCAUUUUUGACGUAUUUUUAAGAUGAAAUAUGUUUGUUUUUCUUGCAGAAUGGACUUUAUUCCAUUUAUAGCAGCUUUAUUGUUUCUAAUCCUAAUUUCCUAGAGUUGCACCUGAUGCCCUCGCCCCUCCCUCCUCUUCCUCCUGGCGUCGUCGCAUCAUCCUCCUCCUCUUCCUCCUCCUCUUCCCCUCCGGGCUCCAGCAGUCUGUCAGGACGCCGAACCGUCCUGUCUUGCAGUUUCUGCAGAUUUUUAGUUUUUUUUCCGUUUUCCAGACGGACUUGUGGGUCUCACAAGGUGAAGCCGGACAUUGUGACUUUUUCAGCGGCCGCCAUGCAGCUGCCACCGAUGAUCUAACGACGCCGCAAAGUGCCACCGGAUCCGGAUCCAAGUCCAGCAGCACCAGCAGAGUCCUCUUCCAGGAGAAACCAACACAUGACCGUCUCAAAGAUGACAUGGCGUCCUCAGUACCGCAGCUCCAAGUUUCGCCACGUGUUCGGGAAAGCUGCCACUAAGGAGAACUGCUUCGAUGGCGUGCCGAUCACACGCAGCGUCCAGGACAACCACUUCUGCGCCGUCAACCCUCGCUUCGUUGCCAUCAUCACGGAGUGCGCCGGGGGCGGAGCCUUCCUGGUCCUGUCGGUCAGCCAUACAGGUAAAGUGGACCCUCACCACCCUCGAGUGUCGGGCCACAGAGGAAAUGUUCUGGACAUCAAAUGGAAUCCUUUCAACGAUUACUGCAUCGCCUCCUGCUCCGAGGACACCACGGUGAAAGUUUGGGAAAUCCCGCCUCACGGCGUCCUGAAGACCCUGACGGUGCCGUGGAAAGAGCUGCAGGGUCACAGCCGCAGGGUGGGCAUCAUCGAGUGGCAUCCGACGGCGAACAACAUCCUCUUCAGCACCGCCUACGACUACCAGGUGAUGAUCUGGAACCUGGACUCUCCAGAGCAGGUGAUAAAGAACCCCGUCCGGACCAUCAAGCACCACACAGACGUCGUCUUGUCCAUGUCCUUCAACACGGAUGGGAGCCUCCUGGCCACCACCUGCAGGGACAGGAAGAUCCGGCUGAUGGAGGCGCGCUCAGGGAAUAUGCUGCAGGAAGGAAGCUGCAAGACACACAAAGCCAGUAAGGUGCUAAUUUUAGGAAACAUGAAGAUGAUCUUCACAUCCGGCACGUCGCGCUACAACAGUCGACAGUUUGUCCUGUGGGAUCAGGACGACCUGUCGACGCCUUUAUUGGAGGAGAACCUGGAUGGUUCCUCAGGUCUCCUGUUCCCGUUCUACGAUCCUGACACACACAUGCUCUACCUUGCUGGGAAGGGGGACGGAAGCAUCAGGUACUACGAGAUCAGCUCAGAAAAACCGUACAUCCAGUACCUGAUGGAGUUCCGCUCACACACGCCUCAGAAAGGAAUGGGUGUGAUGCCUAAGCGAGGCCUGGACGUCAGCUCAUGUGAGGUUUUCAGGUUCUACAAAGUGGUGACAGUCAAGAGCCUCAUUGAGCCCGUUUCCAUGAUCGUACCCCGCAGGUCUGAGUCGUACCAGGAAGACAUCUAUCCGAUGACAGCAAGUAACAGACCAGCUCUGACGGCAGACGAGUGGCUCAGUGGGGUCGAUAAAGGACCAAUUCUCAUGUCUCUGAAGCCUGGGAGUGAACUGACAGAGCCUCCGUCAGAGACGAAGGCGCUGGCCAACUCCAUGGACACUUGCAGGUCUUGGAGCCGGCCGGGAAUACCGCAGCUCUCCUACAUUCAGGACCAACAGGAGGCCAAAGAAGCGAGCAACCUGGUUGAAGACGACCGCGGUCAAACGCAUGUGAUCAACGGGGAGGACCUGGCGCUUUGCUCGCCUCCCAGGACAGAAAACGAGCUGCGCCUGAAGUUCCUGAAGCAGCAGGAGGAGAUCCGGCGGCUGAGGGAGCUCCUCAACCAGAGGGACGUGCGCAUCAAGCAGCUCGAGCUGGAGAUUAAAAACAUCAAGAACUCCCAGACGCAGAGCUAACUUUUACGAGCGUCCCGGUUUCCCCACGGCGCUGAGCGGGACACUCCAGCUCAAAUCCCGGAAUCAGAAACGUCUCGUUCUUUAAAACUUCCCGGCUCUCCAGAGACUCAAACCUCGACUUUCAGCCAACACUUGGUGCACAUAUUCUUUGUUCGUGUACAUAAACUUUUUACCGUUGCCCUGUUUCUUUUAUAUACUUCACUGCUAUGCAAGUUUACUGUAAUAUUUUUAGCCUUUUUUUAACUGAUGUUUGAGCCUGAGCCGAAAACGCUGAAUUUAUUUUUUGUGCUUGAUUUAAUUUUUUUUUCUCCUGUAUUUAAACUGCUGUAAGUGAAUGAAUGUGAAAGAGCUAAGCGAAUGACCUGCCUGUUGAACCCGAGCUCUGCCUUUCUAUAAGCUGCAGAUCGCUUUAUUCCAGCUUUUAUUUUGAAAUCUUCUGGAAGCAGAUUAAUUUUAAUGUCUACACUAAAUCUGAAACUGAUGCCAUGUAUAAGUUUUAACCCUAAUUUUUAUAUUUAUUUAAAAAUGUGGGCAGGGAAUACAUUUUAAUCAGGAAUUUGAAUCCCCGGAUGUGAUUUGUUUGGCAAAUAUAUGAAGAUGAAAAUUAACCAAAUGCUGUUUUUAUUGUUUUUAUUUUUUUUGCUGCAAAAAACUUAAUGACUUAUGAUUGUCUCCUUUCAUUUUUGCUGGGUAUCUUUUUUUUUAUCAUUUUAAUACAGAAAUGUGAGCUAAAACUGCUUAAUAUCUUAAAAAAAUGGUAAUUUUCAAAAGGUGCUUUUAAUCUAGUAAAUGAAUACAUAAUCUGUUCUAAUUUAUUAAAUAUAACUAUAAUUUUUGUUUUCCUUGGUAGCUUUCUUACAUGUUUUAAGUCACUGAAUUGCAGCAAAUGCAUACAAAACAAAUGUUUUAAGUUUGUCUGUUUUUAACUGAUUUUUAUUCAGGGAAUUGAUUACCAAAUGGCACCAAACAAAAGUUUUAAAUCACAAAAAUAUGAGUUAUAAAAUGAUUUUUCCUGUAAUCUGUUUUUUAAUUUGUUAGACUUUGGUUGCUUUUAACCAAUCUUAAAUCCUGUUGACUCCGACCCAUUUAUUGAUUUCAAUUCUCAGGUUCAACCUUCUUUAGGACACUCAAUGAAAUACUUAAAUAUUCAGGCUUUCAAUUUCAGACUGUUAAUGCAGGAUAUUAGAAGACUGUUUCUCUCCUUUAUUUCCAAGCAAAGAAUUAAGGAUGACGGUGAUCAUGUAUGGUCAGUAAAGGGUUACAUGUGCUGCUAAACUCAACAAAUGAGGCAGUGUUGUCAGCACAUAGCAGAAUAUUGCUACAAAACAGUUAAAAUGUGAUAUUUUUCCUCUGUGGCCAACAUUUUGUUUUAAUGAAUCAGUUUAUAUCUUGAAUAA